Molecule: messenger RNA, 3384 nt
Organism: Dryobates pubescens (Downy woodpecker)
Lineage: Eukaryota; Metazoa; Chordata; Aves; Piciformes; Picidae
Gene: GABRB3
Product: gamma-aminobutyric acid type A receptor subunit beta3
Exons: 10
Coding region: 490-1989 (499 amino acids)
Biological process (GO): nervous system process; signal transduction; regulation of membrane potential
Cellular component (GO): membrane; neuron projection; GABA-A receptor complex
Molecular function (GO): extracellular ligand-gated monoatomic ion channel activity; GABA-A receptor activity; neurotransmitter receptor activity
Source: RefSeq, a predicted model, not a curated record
UUUUCACAUUCAACAAUUCAAUAGAAGGAAGAAAUGCCUUAGCUGUUCAUAAGUAACCCUGAUUACUGGCCUCCUACGAGCUUGAUGAAGUCCAGAAAAUCCUUCGCUGACUGAUGCUUUCCCUGUGCAAAAUCGGAUUUUUGUAUUUUGCUAAUCCCCAGUUACAAUCUGUGUCCUGCUCUUUGUGAUCCACCCUGCAAUCAGAAUCCAGCUAGCCCAGAUGUAACCCAGGACAUUAAUAUAAAAUUUUGACGUUGAAAAACAAGGAUUUAUUAGCCUAAAUCUUAUGAUACAGUAGGGCUGGUCGUUACUGGGCAGAAACUUUGGGAUCUUUCUGAAGAGUAUCCUGUUUCCUUGGGCUAAGGAGUACAAGGAGCUUUCACAGGCAAAGCUGCAAACUGGAAGUUGCCUAGAACUGACACACUGGAGCAAUCACUGCCUGGGCUGGAUGGUUUUCUUGCUCUGAGGAGCACGAAGAGCUUGUAGGAGAUGCCUCGGUGCAUCCUCUGGAUCUUUUUCCUGACAACAAUGAAGGCGAGAGGGGAGCUGCCAUUCAUUGCAGAAAACAACGCGGCUAUGAUGGUAAACUGGAAUGCAGUUGAAGAAAACAAAAAGUUAUAUGCCAUUUAUGACACAAGUGUGAACGAUCCCGGGAACAUGUCCUUCGUGAAAGAAACUGUGGAUAAAUUGUUGAAGGGCUACGACAUCCGUCUCCGGCCGGAUUUCGGAGGUCCGCCCGUCUGCGUGGGGAUGAAUAUCGACAUUGCCAGCAUCGACAUGGUUUCCGAAGUCAACAUGGAUUACACUUUGACUAUGUAUUUUCAACAGUACUGGAGAGAUAAGAGGCUGGCUUAUGCUGGCAUACCUCUGAACCUCACGCUUGACAACCGAGUGGCAGAUCAGCUCUGGGUGCCUGACACUUACUUCUUAAAUGACAAGAAAUCAUUUGUGCAUGGUGUUACUGUGAAGAAUCGAAUGAUUCGCCUUCACCCGGAUGGAACAGUGCUUUACGGCCUCAGAAUCACAACCACUGCAGCUUGUAUGAUGGACUUGAGAAGAUACCCAUUGGAUGAACAAAACUGUACUCUGGAAAUAGAAAGCUAUGGCUACACAACUGAUGACAUCGAGUUCUACUGGAGAGGUGGAGAUAAUGCAGUCACUGGCGUGGAAAGGAUUGAGCUUCCUCAGUUCUCCAUUGUGGAAUAUAGACUGGUGUCAAAGAAUGUUGUCUUUGCCACAGGUGCCUAUCCAAGACUCUCACUGAGCUUCAGGUUGAAGAGAAAUAUUGGAUACUUUAUUCUUCAAACCUACAUGCCCUCCAUACUGAUUACCAUUUUAUCAUGGGUGUCAUUCUGGAUCAAUUAUGAUGCAUCAGCAGCAAGAGUUGCCCUUGGAAUUACAACUGUGCUGACUAUGACAACAAUCAACACUCAUCUGCGAGAGACUUUGCCUAAAAUUCCAUAUGUUAAAGCCAUUGACAUGUAUCUUAUGGGUUGCUUUGUAUUUGUCUUCUUGGCCUUACUUGAAUACGCCUUUGUCAACUACAUUUUCUUCGGAAAAGGCCCUCAAAGGCAGAAGAAACUUGCAGAAAAGACAGCAAAGGCAAACAACGAUCGCUCAAAGUUUGAAGGCAACCGGGUGGACACCCAUGGCAACAUUCUGCUAACAUCACUUGAAAUUCACAACGAGGUGGCAGGGAACGAGAUCACCACCAGCGUUACAGAUGCCCGAAAUUCAACGAUAUCCUUUGACAACUCAGGAAUCCAGUACAGAAAACAAAGCUCACAUCGCGAAAGCCUUGGCAGGCGUUCAUCAGAAAGAACAGGCUCCCACAGCAAGAGGGGCCAUUUACGAAGAAGGUCUUCGCAACUGAAAAUAAAAAUCCCUGAUCUAACAGAUGUGAAUGCGAUCGACAGAUGGUCAAGAAUGGUGUUUCCAUUCACAUUUUCUCUUUUCAACCUAAUUUACUGGCUAUACUAUGUUAACUGAGUGACUGAACUUUUUAAAAGGACUUCAGCUCUAACAAGCGGUGUACUACUUGCCUGCAGAGUUUAUAUAUAUAUUUAUAUACAAAAAUAUAUAUAUAUGAACUUUUACUACAUAGACCAUACUCAUGUAUGUGUGAAUACAUGUAGCAAAGAACCGUGUGUACUUAAAAGCACAUACUGCAAAGCGAAAGCAUAUGUAUGCACACACACAUGUACGCAUUUGUUCUGAGGUCAUGGACACUUCAACAUAGAAUGCACUUCAGAGGAACUUUUUAAAUCAAAAGGCAGGUGUCAUCAAAACAGCAAGCCUUGAGAAAGUAAGUGUUGUAUAUUAUCACUACAGAACUUUGAUUGUCAUAGACGUUUUCAAACAGCUGUAAUCGUGUAUAAAGUCAGUAUUUAGUAACAUUGUUUGCAAAUGCUGCCAUACACCCUAGUCAUAAAGAGGUAGAGUUAUGCUGGUAAGUUGAAGUCAUUUAUAUUGUUGAUCCAUGCACUAUCAUUUCAUCAAGCCAAAUUUAUUUUUCUUUCCUAAAGUUUCCUGGGGUUAUAUAUGUCAUAAUUCACUUCCCCUCCUACCUGGUUGUGAGUGGGCAUUGUUUUUAAUCAUCUCUUGCUUUCUCUUCUGCAGUAAGCAAGUUCAUCAUGGGAGUGUUGCUUUAGGUCUCUGGUGACAUGUACAUGUUCAUAAUAUGUCAAACAAGCAUUUUAAGUGUCCAUCAACAGUGAAAUGAAUCUUUUGUAUGUACUGUAAAUGUACAGCACAUUUUCCUUCCCUUGGACUGGUUCCAGCUGCCAUGUAAUUUUGAACAAGAACAGCACCUUUUUAGUAUAAUUUAGCUGAGAAUUCAACUACUGUCAAAUGUAUUCUACAUCUGCCGUAGAUGUAAAGAUUGUUACUCCAGUGAAAGCAUAGAAGAUGUCUCAGGUUAUUUGCUACUUCAACAUGAAACCACCUAGCCGUAGCCUUUUUUAAACAUUGAUCCACAUUAUUUAACAUUCUUAUAACACUGUAUGUUAAUGUAAAAUAUAUUUGCAUACUAUGCGUAUAAGUAUAUUUUCUCAAUAUUUUCUUCCCUGUGCUUGCUGUUGUGACCGCAUGCUAUGUCAUAUUUUUUUUCUGUGAUGUUACAACAUUCUGUUCUCUAGAGUUGAGCAAGUAGAGUACCUCUGAUACUUUGAUUCAGUAAAAUGGAGCAUUUUCCUAUUUUAUUUGUUUACUGAAAGUGUAUACCCGUACACUUGCCAACUUAGUGUGCUGCUGUCACAGAUCACAAGAGACAGCAAACGGUAUGUUUUCUUUCAGCAUUAGCUAUAUUCUAACAUAUCCUUCAUGCAAAUUUGACCACUUUGGGUUUCGUCCCAGUUCAUUCCCUCACCUGGAUUUUUUUCAGUC